Molecule: messenger RNA, 846 nt
Organism: Saccharomyces eubayanus
Lineage: Eukaryota; Fungi; Ascomycota; Saccharomycetes; Saccharomycetales; Saccharomycetaceae
Gene: POR2
Product: putative porin POR2
Exons: 1
Coding region: 1-846 (281 amino acids)
Biological process (GO): monoatomic anion transmembrane transport
Cellular component (GO): mitochondrial outer membrane
Molecular function (GO): voltage-gated monoatomic anion channel activity
Source: RefSeq, a predicted model, not a curated record
AUGGCACCACCUUUUUUCAACGACAUCUCCAGAGAUAUCAACGGUCUUUUGAACAGGGACUUUUUCCAUACCAGCCCGCUCUCUUUGAACAUAUCUACCACGACGCAAAAUGGAGUUAAUUUUGCUCUGAGGGGGAAGCAGGCUGUGAAGGAGGGUCCUAUUCAGGCCAGCGUUGAAGGCCGGUUCUACGACAGGAAGGAAGGUGUUUCGUUGUCUCAAAGUUGGUCGAACCAAAACAGGUUGAACUCAAGAAUCGAGUUCUCAAAGAUUGCACCUGGUUUGAAAGCCGAUGUGAAUGCGUGCUUAACGCCUCAGGCAAUCAAGAGCGCUAAGGUCAACCUGAGCUUUGCACAAGAAUUCUUCACCACGAAGGGAUCCGUGGACCUGUUGCACACCAAGGACUUUGUCGGAAACGUGACUCUGGCCCACGACGGGUUCGUCGGCGGUACCGAGAUCGCUUACGACAUCCCCGGUGGGGCCCUGGCGCGCUAUGCCGUCGCCUUGGGGUACCUUGCCAGCGAUUACUCCUUUGUCUUGUCCACCAACAACAAGCAGUUCACGUCCGCGUCCUUCUUCCAGAACGUCAACCGUCACUUGCAAGUGGGCGCUAAAGCCACUGUGCAAUCGAAGGCAACCCCCAGUAUGAACAUUGAGUUCGUUACUAAGUACCUGCCCGAUUCCACAUCACAGAUCAAGGCAAAGAUCACCGAUUCGGGCCUGGCUACGUUGUCCUAUAAGCAAAACUUGAAAAAAGGCAUCUCUUUGGGGAUGGGCAUGUCAUUUAAUGCGCUAGAGUUGGCCGAGCCGGUUCACAAGUUCGGCUGGUCUCUUUCAUUUUCGGCAUGA